AUUCAACAGAUACUGUCAUUAAUAAACUUUGUCAUCUUAACUUUUAUACCCUCAAGUUUGGGGGUUGGAAACUGACGUGACACCAGCACGCAGCUGCCCCACGUCGGUCACAAGGUCCAAACGUCUGUGCGCUCCGCUUCCCUGCGUGGGCCAGGGCGUACCUCGCCUCCCCUUCUUUCAUUCUCCCAGCUCUCUGUAGUUCUCCGUGCGCUGUCCUGUGCUGCUCCCCUUUCCUCCCCUUCGGCCCUUUCCAUUCCGGAGGAUUCAUGCUCAGCUCUCGCCCUCCUCGGUCGCCAUGCAGAACAACCACCAAAAGGAGCAUCUCUAUAAGAUUCUUGUGAUAGGGGACCUCGGGGUCGGCAAGACCAGCAUCAUCAAGCGGUAUGUCCAUCACAACUUCAGCCCAAACUACCGAGCCACCAUCGGGGUGGACUUCGCUCUCAAAGUACUCAACUGGGACCAGGAGACGGUGCGCCUACAGUUGUGGGACAUUGCAGGUCAGGAGAGGUUUGGCAACAUGACCCGAGUGUAUUACCGUGAAGCCAUGGGCGCCUUCAUUGUGUUUGACGUCACAAGGCCUGCCUCCUUUGAGGCUGUCGUCAAAUGGAAGGAGGACUUGGAUUCCAAACUGACACUUGCCAAUGGGAAACAUGUAGCCACUGUGCUUUUGGCUAACAAAUGUGACCAGGGUCGGGAAGUACUGACCAAUAACGGAAUAAAGAUGGAGCAGUUCUGCCAGGAGAAUGGCUUUGCGGGAUGGUACGAGACGUCCGCUAAGGAAAACAUCAACAUUGAUGAAGCAGCAAACUGCUUGGUGAAACACAUCAUCGCCAGUGAGAAUGACAUGCUCGAGUCAGAGGUCCCAGACACCAUCACCCCCCAGUUAGAGAAGGACAAGGGCGGGACAUGCUCCUCAUGCUUCAGAGCCCAGUAACACCUCCUUUUUUUAUCCCACCACAACAACACAAAGUCUAGUUUGUCUGUGAGCAGGAGACCGAGGGAGAACUACUUCUGCUGUUUUUAUCCAAGCAUUUAUGGAUGCCAACUAUUUUCCUUUCUGGCCG
Notolabrus celidotus (New Zealand spotty) is the source of this 1064-nucleotide messenger RNA. RefSeq names its product RAB38a, member RAS oncogene family (gene rab38a). The record is from RefSeq and is a predicted model, not a curated record. The coding region runs from base 296 to 934 and encodes 212 amino acids. Gene Ontology annotation, cellular component: trans-Golgi network; vesicle; Golgi apparatus. Gene Ontology annotation, molecular function: GTP binding; GTPase activity. Gene Ontology annotation, biological process: vesicle-mediated transport. The transcript has 3 exons. NCBI's taxonomy places the organism in Eukaryota, Metazoa, Chordata, Actinopteri, Labriformes, Labridae.